This is a messenger RNA of Pterocles gutturalis (yellow-throated sandgrouse), 2619 nucleotides long. Its product is annotated as cohesin subunit SA-2-like. Bases 1 to 2619 code for a protein of 872 amino acids. NCBI's taxonomy places the organism in Eukaryota, Metazoa, Chordata, Aves, Pterocliformes, Pteroclidae. Gene Ontology annotation, cellular component: chromatin; nucleus; cohesin complex. Gene Ontology annotation, molecular function: chromatin binding. Gene Ontology annotation, biological process: sister chromatid cohesion. The record is from RefSeq and is a predicted model, not a curated record. The transcript has 21 exons.
AUGUUUUGGGACUUUGUGACUUGUGAGGAUGCUAAAGGAUGCGAUGAGAUUGGAGACAAAUGGGCAAGCGCAGGAAGGGGUGCAAAUUUUUGUAAGACAUCACUCCCAGCAACUGAAGAGCAUGAAUCCUCAGUUUUAGAGAAGUUAUUUUUGCCUAGGAACUGUGAGGAUGUGUUAUCAACUGAAGACUGCGAAAUGUUAUACCAGUUUGUUUAUACCACACAUCGUCCGCUUGCAGUAGCAGCUGGGGAAUUCCUUUAUAACAGGCUGCUUAGUCAUGAGGGAGAUGAAGAAAUUCAGCCCAAAGGAGGAGGGAAGUUUGGGGCGAGUACUGACCAGUUGAAAAGAUUAAUACAUUUUUUCCUGGAGAGUGAGCUACACAAACAUGUUACAUACCUCAUAGACAGCUUGUGGGACUGGGCAGGCAAUUUCCUGAAGGACUGGGAGUGCAUGACCACUCUUCUAUUAAAAGAUGCUGAAGAAGAUGGAGAAGCACUGAGUGAUGCCCAUGCAAGUGCUCUCAUUGAAAUUAUCCUCGCAACGGUUAGAGAAGCAGCUGAAGGUCAUCCUCCAGUGGGCAGAGGUGCAGCCAAAAAAAUUCUGUCAGUAAAAGAGAAGAAAAUACAAUUGGAAGAUUGUACCAAAAUUACUAAACACUUUAUUAUGGUGCUUCCUCAGCUCUUGGCAAAGUAUUCAACAGAUGUACAAAAAGUGGCAAAUCUUCUGCAGAUUCCUCAGUAUUAUGAUUUAGAUGUUUACAGUACGGGACAUCUAGAGAAGCAUUUGGAUGCUUUGCUGAGAGAGAUAAAAGACAUUGUGACCAAACACUCUGACAUAUCUGUCCUUGAGGCUUCUUCCAGGACUUAUUAUAUCCUCUGCAGUGAAGAAAUUGCCAUCUACAGCAAGGUGGAUUGUGCCCGAACUCAACUGAUAGAUGAGUUGAUGGGGCAGCUUAACCAGCUACUAGAUGGCUUCUGGCAAAAGGAAGAAGGAUUUUGUACGGAUGCAGGAGAAAUUUCCCGAAUGCAGUCUGCUUUGAGAAGAGUAGCAGCUUUUCAUAAUGCCCAUGACCUCACUAAUUGGAAUCUGUAUGACAAGACUUUAAGGUUGCUGGUGUUUGAAAUGGAACAUGGGAGUUUGCCUGUUCAGAUGAUCCUGCCAGCUCUCCAGUGCACGUAUUUUUCUCUCCUGUGGCAACUAGCUGCAGUUUCGGAAAAUUCUCCCAAGACUCUUUUUGCACUAAGAAGAGAGCUGAGACAUUUCAGUCAGAUUUGCAUAUGCUUCCUCCACCAUAGAGAAAAAGAUGUAAGAGAAAAGGCCUUCAUGAUACUCUGUGACUGGUUGCUGAUUUUGAGUCAUCAGGAUUCAAAUAAUAACGAAGAAGCAGUUGGACUUAUAGAUUAUCUUCCUAGCACAUCACUUCAGGAAAAACUGCUUUUGUUUAUCCAGGACCAUGUUUUCAUGGAGCAAGAAGAGGAAAACAAAGAUCUGACAGGAGAGGAGGAGAGAAAGGAUGAAAGUUGCAAACUUGAUGACUUGCACAAAAAGCGGAGUCUUCUUGCAGCAUAUUGCAAGUUAAUAGUGUAUAAUGUGGUAGAGAUGACUGCGGCUGCUGAGAUCUACAAGCAUUAUGUGAAGACCUACAAUGAUUUUGGAGACAUAAUUAAAGAAGCGCUAAGCAGGACCAGGAACAUUAACAAAAUUCAGAGUACCAAGACACUGAUUCUCUGUCUGCAGCAGCUAUUUCAGACACAUGCAGAAAGCCAAGACAGCAGUAGCGGUGUGGACAUCUCCUCUGCUUCCUUCAUAAAUAUGAAAGAACUUGCUCGUCGCUUUUCACUAACAUUUGGCUGGGACCAGGUGAAAUCUAGAGAAUCUGUAGCUAUGAUACACAAGGAAGGGAUUGAAUUUGCUUUUCGAGGAGCCACUGGAGCAGAUGGAAAGUGCUUGCCUCCUAACUUGAGCUUUCUGUUAAUCAUCAGUGAGUUUUCCAACAAGCUGCUAAAGCCUGACAAAAGACUAGUGUAUGCUUACUUACAGAGGUAUAUAGCAGAACCACUGCCUUGCAGAGGAGAUGAAUGGCAGCCAUUGAUUUGGUACAGAAACUCUCUACUGGCAAAUGAAGAUGAGGAGAGCUCUGUCCUUGGCAGUUCUGGAGAGUGGUUCCCUGUGGGCACAUCUAAGACAUCUUCUUUUAAAAGGAAAUUGUCUAAUGGGUCUUUGCCUGAAACCAGCCAGACUGAAGCAGCAAGCAAAGCUCCAGACCUGCAGUGUGCUUCCCAGCUUGCUUCUGCAGCAGGAAAAAGCAGAAAGAGGCUGAAGUCUCGAGAGAUGCACUUGCAGGAACAUUUGCCAUUCCUUUGUCCAGGAGGGCUGCAGAGAAGAUACUGCAAAGAUGAGAUUAAGAAAGAAGAUGUCUCAGAGGAGGGUCAAGCAGAAGACACAACUGAAGAUGUCGAUGUUGAUGUGGUUGGUGCAGACCAGGUUGUGGGCGUUAUGAACGUCAUUCCUCAGCUGCAUCCUGGUCUUUGCUGCUGCCUUGGAACAGUUCCCAACCAAAGGAUUGGAAUCGGGGUAUUGAGAAAUAGUGACUCAAUAGUGACUGACUUUGUAAACUAG